UAGACCAAACCAGACUCUUUUUGAGUUACUUUUGUGGCCUCUCCGUUUCUGCCUUCCAAAUGUCAAUAAUGACUUUCUAGACUGGCUAUUUUAAAGACGUCUCAAUACUGGAGCCAGUGAUCCUGCAAACUCCUCGAUGUGAUUGAGAAUCAUAAAACGGCUGCUGAACGGUUUAUAUACGCAGAGGAUACGUCAAACUCAUAACAAUGAAGCGUAAUAAGCAUCGCUCCUCCAAGGAUGAUGGCAAAGGUCAAGAUGAACCGGCCAUUCUGGAGACGGAGGACAUGAGGAUGCCGGACCCUGACACCAUCUCACUGGCAUCCGUGACUGCUGUCACAACCAAUGUCUCCAACAAGAGAUCAAAGCCUGACAUCAAGAUUGAGCCUAGUGCUGGAAGACCAAUGGAUUUCCAAGUCAGUGUUACUGUGAUAGAGGCUCGACAGCUGGUAGGUUUGAACAUGGAUCCCGUGGUGUGUGUAGAAAUCGGUGAUGAUAAAAAAUACACUUCAAUGAAGGAGUCGACCAACUGCCCUUACUACAAUGAGUACUUUGUUUUUGACUUCCACGUUCCUCCUGAUGUCAUGUUUGACAAAAUCUUGAAAGUGUCGGUGAUCCAUUCGAAGAAUCUUCUGCGAAGCGGCACACUGGUCGGGAGUUUUAAGCUUGAUGUUGGCACCAUAUACACACAACCUGACCAUCAGUUCUUCCACAAAUGGGCCACUUUAUGUGAUCCCGAUGACAUCACUGCCGGAUUGAAAGGCUACGUCAAGUGUGACAUUGCAGUCGUGGCGAAGGGCGACACUAUCAAAACUCCACAUAAAGCCAAUGAAAAUGAUGAGGACGACAUUGAGAGUAAUCUGCUGCUGCCGGAGGAUGUCCCAGCGGAGCGCCAGUGGGCCAGAUUCUAUCUGAAAAUAUACAGAGCUGAGGGCUUGCCCAAAAUGAACACCAGCAUCAUGGCAAAUGUCAAAAAGGCUUUCAUUGGAGAAAAUAAGGACUUGGUUGAUCCGUACGUUCAGGUGCUGUUUGCAGGACAGAAGGGGAAAACUUCGAUUCAGAAGAGCAGCUACGAGCCGAUCUGGAACGAGCAGAUUGUGUUCACCGAGCAGUUUCCACCACUGUGUCGGAGGAUGAAGCUCCAGAUCCGGGAUUCAGACAAGGUGAACGACGUGGCCAUCGGUACACACUUCAUUGACCUGCGGAUGAUCGCCAAUGAUGGAGACAAAGGCUUUCUCCCAACUCUUGGCCCGGCGUGGGUCAACAUGUACGGCUCCACACGCAGCUACACGCUCAUGGAUGAGUAUCAGGACCUGAACGAAGGCCUCGGGGAGGGCGUCUCCUUCAGGGCCCGUCUGCUGAUCAGCCUGGCCGUGGAGAUUCUGGACACCUCGUCUCCUGAAGUCAUGAGCUCCACCGAGGUGCAGGUGGAGGGGAUACCCAACAUCUCUGACAAUGCAACAGGAAAAGUGGAGGAAUUCUUUCUCUUUGGAAGUUUCCUCGAGGCCACCAUGAUUGACAGGAAGAUCGGAGAUAAACCCAUCAACUUUGAGGUCACAAUAGGAAACUAUGGCAGUGAGCUUGAUACUCCAACCAAGCCCAAAUCGAAGAAGAAGAAGGGUGAUGGGGAUGACGAGGAGUCUGAGCUGAUUCACGGCUCCAGUGAUGAGGAGGCGGAUGAUGGUGGAGACGUGACGUCAGUUUCCACAACUCCUCCAAUGAAGCCAGUCAUCACCGACAGGAAUUAUUUCCACCUCCCGUACUUUGAGAGGAAGCCCUGCAUCUACAUCUACAGCUGGUGGCAGGACCAACGACGGCGACUUUAUAAUGCCAACGUCAUGGACAAAAUGGCAGAUAAACUGGAAGAAGGGUUGAAUGAUGUGCAGGAGAUCAUAAAAACAGAGAAGGCCUAUCCGGAGCGCAGACUCAGAGGAGUCCUGGAGGAGCUCAGCAACAGCUGCAGUACCUUUGUAUCUUUGGCAAACAAUGACCAGAAUCAGGCCGGCAGGACUAAACUGGACAAAGAGAGAGUCAAAUUAUGCAUGCAGGAAGUGGAGAGCAUUGGCCAGCAAGCAAAAACCAUGAGAUCACAAGUCAAAAAAAGCAACGUGAAAGAAAGAAUAAAACUGGCUCAAAACUUCCUCCACAAGCUGAGAUUCUUGUCUGAUGAGCCUCAACAUAGCGUUCCAGACAUUUACAUAUGGAUGAUAAGCAACAACAAACGCAUUGCAUACGCCAGAGUUCCCUCUAAAGACAUCCUCUACUCUUCUGUGGAGGAGGAGUGUGGAAAGGACUGCGGGAAGGUCCAGACCAUCUUCUUUAAGCUGCCUGGUAAGAAGAGUUUUGGACCUGCGGGCUGGACAGUUCAGGCUAAGACUGAGCUGUAUCUGUGGCUGGGCCUGAACAGGCAGCGUAAGGACUAUCUGUGCGGUCUGCCUAACGGAUUCGAGGAGAACAAGGCAGCGAAAGGGCCGGGCAUUCAGUCCUCUCCCCCUAUCAGCCUGAUGUACACCAUGAAGCAGAUCUUCCAGCUGAGGGUCCACAUGUACCAGGCUCGCAGUCUGUUUGCGGCAGACAGCACAGGCCUCUCGGAUCCAUUCGCCAGAAUAUUUUUUUCUACUCACAGUCAAGUCACAGAGGUCCUGAACGAGACGCUGUGUCCUACAUGGGAUCAGCUGCUGGUGUUUGAUCAUGUAGAGCUCUACGGUGAAGCUGGAGAACUGAGAGACGAUCCUCCGAUAAUCGUCAUCGAGAUCUACGACCAGGACACAGUGGGGAAAGCUGAUUUCAUGGGAAGGACGUUCGCUAAACCGAUCACCAAGAUGUCGGAUGAGCACUACGGGCCUCCGCGUUUCCCUCCUCAGCUGGAGUACUAUCAGAUCUACAGGGGAAACUGCACGGCUGGAGAAAUGCUGGCCGCCUUUGAGCUGCUGCAGAUUGGACCAGGUGGAAAGGCUGACCUGCCACCAAUAGACGGACCUACAGAUAUCGACCGCGGCCCAAUCCUGCCGGUGCCUAUCGGUAUUAGACCUGUCUUGAGUAAAUACAGGAUUGAGGUUCUGUUCUGGGGUCUGAGGGACUUGAAGCGGGUGAAUCUGGCUCAAGUGGACCGUCCCCGUGUGGACAUCGAGUGCGCAGGGAAAGGUGUUCAGUCGUCGCUGAUCCAGAACUACAAGAAAAACCCCAACUUCAGCACUCUGGUCAAGUGGUUUGAAGUGGAUCUGCCAGAGAACGAGCUCCUCCAUCCUCCACUGAACAUCCGCGUGGUGGACUGUCGAGCGUUUGGCCGCUACACACUAGUCGGCUCUCAUGCCGUCACAUCCCUGCGCAAGUUCAUCUACAGGCCUGCAGACAAGAGUGUCAAUAACUGGUCUGCUAUGGAAGAGGUUGUGAUCCACACAGAGCCUGAACCAGCAGUGAAGAAGAUUGAGACAGUUGUCAAACUUGACUCGGCAUCUGAUGCUGUGGUCAAAGUUGAUAUGCCGGACGAUGAGAAGGGUGGGAAAGGGAAGAAGAAGCGUAAGAAGGGCGAAGAGGUGGAGGAGGAGGAGCUGGAUGAGAGCAUGCUGGACUGGUGGUCCAAGUAUUUUGCCUCCAUUGAGACACUGAAAGAGGCCAUGAAGGCACAAGAAGCAGAAGCUGAAGAAAAAGAGGAUUUUGAAUCUGGAGAUGGGAAGAAGAAGCGAGGAAAGAAGAGUAAAACCAUGCCUGGAGAGGCCGUGCCGGAGAAGAAGAAGCAGAAGAUCGAAGAGUUCAAGGUCUACAACCGAGAGCUGGAGUAUGAUUAUAACCAGUUUGAGGACUGGCUUCACACCUUCAACCUUCACAGAGGGAAGUGCUCAGACGACGCGGAUGUGGAUCAGAAUGCAGCUGAUGAAGACAGACUCAUUGGCAAGUUCAAGGGCUCCUUGUGUAUCUACAAAGUCCCCUCAGAUGAUAUGUCCAGAGACAUGGGCUUUGACUCCAACAUGGGAAUGUUCCAGAACAUCCCGCACAAUGAUCCAAUAAACGUGCUUGUCCGAAUCUACGUGGUCCGGGCAACAGAUCUGCACCCUGCAGACAUCAAUGGAAAGGCCGAUCCAUACGUUGCCAUCAAGCUUGGAAAGUCCGAAAUCAAGGACAAGGAGAAUUACAUCUCAAAGCAGCUCAACCCUGUGUUUGGAAAGUCGUUUGAUGUUGAAGCAACUCUCCCAAUGGACUCCACCCUCACUGUGUCCAUCUAUGACUGGGAUUUGGUGGGAACCGAUGACCUGAUCGGCGAGACUAAGAUAGACUUGGAGAACCGUUUCUACAGCAAACACAGGGCCACAUGUGGCAUCAGCUCCACCUAUGCCAUUCAUGGUUAUAAUGUAUGGCGGGACCCAUUAAAGCCAUCGCACAUCCUUGCCAAACUCUGCAAAGAUGGAAAGAUAGAUGCGCCGCAGUAUGGCCCAGGAGGAAGAGUGAAAGUGACGAACAGAGUUUACACAGGGCCAACUGAAGUAGAAGAUGAAAAUGGACUAAAGAAACAGACGGAUGAGCAUUUAGCUCUUGCUGUACUGAACCACUGGGAAGACAUUCCUCGGAUCGGCUGUAAACUGGUUCCAGAACACAUGGAGACGAGACCUCUCCUAAAUCCAGAUAAACCUGGGAUUGAGCAGGGGAGGAUUGAGAUGUGGGUAGACAUGUUCCCCAAGGACAUGUCUGCGCCUGGACCUGCUCUAGAUAUCUCACCAAGGAAGCCAAAGAAAUUUGAGCUCAGGGUGAUCGUGUGGAACACAGACGAAGUCGUUCUUGAGGACGAUGACAUCUUCACUGGGGAAAAAUCAAGCGACAUCUUUGUUAGAGGAUGGCUGAAAGGCCAACAAGAGGAUAAGCAGGACACAGAUGUCCACUAUCACUCACUGACUGGAGAGGGAAAUUUCAACUGGCGCUUCAUUUAUCCUUUCGACUACCUGCAGGCCGAAGAGAAAAUUGUCAUCUCAAAGAAAGAGUCCAUGUUUUCCUGGGAUGAGACUGAGUACAAAAUUCCUGCCCGACUGAACUUGCAAGUGUGGGAUGCAGAUCAUUUCUCUGCUGACGACUUCUUGGGUGCGAUCGAACUGGACCUAAAUCGAUUUCCAAGAGGCGCAAAGACAGCAAAGCAGUGCUCCAUCGAAAUGGUCACUAAUGAGAAUGAAAUGCCCAUGGUCAACAUCUUCAAGCAGAAGAGAAUCAAAGGCUGGUGGCCGUUUGUGGCCCGAGAUGAAAAUGAUGAGCUAGAAAUUACAGGUAAAGUGGAAGCAGAGCUUCAAUUGUUGACAGGUGAGGAGGCUGAGAAGAGUCCCGUCGGUGAAGGACGCAAUGAGCCAGAGCCUCUGGAGAAACCCAACCGCCCGGACAUUGCUAUGCUGUGGUUCUUGAUGCCGCUAAAGGCAAUCCGGAAUCUCGUCUGCAACCAAUACAAGUGGCUGGUCAUCAAAUUAGUGUUGGCGCUGAUGCUUCUUGCCAUUCUGGGCCUGUUCCUCUACAGUAUGCCUGGUUACAUGGUGAAAAAGCUUCUGGGAGCUUGAGAGGCUUCUCUCUGCAUCGAUUGAUAGUUCUGCGAAAUUUCAUUUGGAAUGGUGUAUUGGUGUGUUGGAGAAGUCAUACGCAAACCUACUUUCCUCUGUUGCCUUCAAUUAUUACUGGUUUGAUCAUAAACACUACUAAACCGCAAAGCUGAAAAUAGAUUUAGAGGAGCGUACAGUAGAGAUCUCUUUGUCUUUUAGAAAACUAAAAACACUUGAAAACAUAUAAUUGUCUGAUUUUCCUGCAUAUCCAGUGCUGAUGUAAAAUGUUUUUAUAUACAUCUAUAAAUUAGUACAUUUCUGGACUAUUCCGAUGGUUGGAAGUUGUGUUUCUUUGCUAAAAUGUGUGUUAUUGUGUGCUUUUGGCUGCUGCUAAUAAAUCAAAUUAAAAAUAAAACUAUACAUGCAUUUUAUUUGUUAGAACCCAGAGAAAAUCUUGCCAUUUUUCUUUCUAUAAUUGAUAGUUUUCAGUCACAUGACCUGUGUAGAGACAUGCCAGGCAAAAAAAACCAAAACAAUGAGCCACAAUGGCAGCUACACUGGGAUCUCCAUUGAAACACAGCGCAAACCGGUCAUAUUUCCAUCUCUUUCAAGCUACAAAUAUUUGGAUCACAUAUUGACAGAAUGAACAAGAGAUAUAUCCACAAACUGUAAAUUGUGGGCACUUGCGAACUAUAAACGAAAUCCAUAAAGCUGUUUCAGUCAUUUACAAAUGUCUCUCUCAGAGCUCGAAUUCGCCGUUGUUUACAUUUAUCUUGUGGAUAUCCCUCAGCGAUUCAGUCAUUGGUGACUGCAAAAAUCUAACCGUUCACUUCUGCUAUUUAAACUUUGACUUUGCAUUUCGAUUUUUACUUGGAUUGCACUAGAAUAGAAACUAAAUAAAAAGACUUGUCAGUCUGCGGGAGAUAGACAUGGCGGGCGAAAAAACAAUGAGCCGUAAUGGCGGCUACACUGGGAUCUACAUAGAACCACAGCACAAACCGUCAUAUAUACAUCUGUUUCAAGCAACAGAUACUUGAAUCACAUAUCAACAGAACAAAACAGAUCACACAAUGUAAUUGUUAGCACUUGGGAUACAUAUACUGCAUCUGCACCCUUUUGUCAGUCAAUUAAAACCCUUAGUGUUUCUAUAUAAAAAAGACUUGUCGGUCAGCAGGAGAUAGUGAUGUUUUGCCCACCAGGGGGGCGUUUCCACAAUCAAGUAACGUCACGUGAAAACUAUCAAUUAUUUGCACCCAAGCUCUGAAAACCAGUCCAGUGGUGGAUCUUUGGAUGCAUUCGCUGCACCAAUCGUCCUGUUUCUCUCAAAUGAUUUAGCAAAAAUCCAGUUUGAAGCGUUCAUUAAACAACGUUAUACUUGCACUUCCCUUUUGCUUUGACCUGCCAAACUUGCAUGCAAUCAGUGAGACAAACAUUUACGAUUUGUUCAGAAAGAUUAAAAGCUUGUUCAUUGGUUUUGUCCCACCAGCC
Molecule: messenger RNA, 6995 nt
Organism: Danio aesculapii
Lineage: Eukaryota; Metazoa; Chordata; Actinopteri; Cypriniformes; Danionidae
Product: otoferlin
Exons: 42
Coding region: 207-5528 (1773 amino acids)
Biological process (GO): plasma membrane organization; synaptic vesicle priming
Cellular component (GO): synaptic vesicle membrane; presynaptic active zone membrane
Molecular function (GO): AP-2 adaptor complex binding; calcium ion binding
Source: RefSeq, a predicted model, not a curated record